GGACAUAUUGUGUGCGUGUGUCAGUCUGGUGACGUUGCGUCCGCGGUCGCCGCCGCCGGUGGCCCGCUCCCGCCAGCGCCAGUCUCUGCUCGAACGCGGCACGGACCGUGUGUAUCCGCUGCGAUGUGAACGUCUAAACCUUACCACUGUCUACGACGACAGCCCCCGUUGCGUGUGCAUCGACUAUAACUUUACUUUUGUGAUAUUUAUUAACUUUUUGAUAUUUCGCAAUCAUAUUUUCUUCCGUAGCGUGGAAAUAUCUGGGCAACUGUUCUGUGGCGACAUUGAUGGAGUUCCGCUUGGACAGCGCGGAGUACUGCCAGGCCCAACACAAAUAAAUUCGCGGGCGUCCCGUGAAGGCGAGGUAGCGGGCGAGCGAUAGGACCCAUGCUGCCGGGAGCGCGCGUCUCUUACACCCCAAGCACUUUGCGAUAUACACCCAUCCAUUUUUACCAUAAAAUCGGAUCCCACUGUUAAUCGGAGCAUAUCAUUUGCCGAAAUAAACGACUUAUGUUUUGUCGAAUAAUUUCUUAUUAAUUUCGCUCCCCAAUUCGUAAUUUUUGUUUGAUAGUCUUCGAAUGUGCUCAAGUGGUUGAAAGCGACAUCCAUGUGGGUGGUUCUAAUUAUAUAAUUGGACCCUUUUUUAAAAAAAGUCACGAAACUGAAGUGUGUUGUGUGGAAAUAGAGUGACAAUUUGUCUAUUAGACUCUGACGGAUCGCUACAACUUGACGCGUGUGAUUAAAUCAGCCACCGGUGCGAGAGUGGUUGUAAUCUCCUCUGACUGUCGGAACGUAAAUUAGUCAUCAUGAAGCAGAAGGACAUCAGGCCGGCGCCGUCUCUCAUCGAGUACAAGAACAUGCGCUUCCUCAUCACCGACCGACCAUCGGAUGUCACCAUCCAAAGCUACCUACAGGAGCUGAGGAAGCAUAACGUUUGCACCGUGGUCCGCGUGUGCGAGCCCAGUUACGACACGGCGCCGCUGAAGGCGGAGGGCAUCGAGGUACGCGACCUCGCAUACGACGACGGCACCUUCCCGCCCGCCAACGUUGUCGACGACUGGUUCGAGAUCCUGCGCGAUAAAGCGGCGAAUAAGCCCGAGGCGGCCGUAGCGGUUCACUGCGUGGCCGGUCUGGGCCGCGCCCCCGUCAUGGUGGCCAUCGCGCUUAUCGAACUCGGGAUGAAGUACGAGGAGGCCGUCGAGACCAUCCGGGACCAGCGACGUGGUGCAAUCAACGCAAAGCAGCUCUCGUACUUGGAGAAGUACCGGCCAAAGUCGCGCCUCAAGAAGAACGGGCACAAGAACUCGUGUUGCGUGCAGUAGCGCGCGGCGAAUGUAGCUCUGCUUUCACACACACACUGACACACGGAAAACUAGACAACUAGGUGUAACUUUAAUCCCCUAUCCGUCGCCUCUUUUGACCCUUUUUUAAUUUUCCCAGAAGUUGCGACUCAAUUCUCAGACACCUGAGCUUGAUCUUAAUACCUAAAUAUAUUGAGCCAGAAUUGGGUCUCAACCUCGCAUAUUUAACUCGGCAUAGUUUUUGAAGUAAUUUUACUUAAAUUGAUUUGUGAUCGUAUGCUGGUGUUCGUAUGUUCAAAGUAAAGGUGUAUAUCCCACGUGCUGUGCCCGUCAUAGCAAAACGUUAAUAGACCCGAGCCACGACUUGUGUUCAUAAUUGAAACAGUUACUUGGGUAUUUACAUACUUGAUCAUAAUAAAAUUCAAUGUCCAUAAUAACUACAGAGUCGCAGUCGUGCUUACUCUUUGGCUAUUUACGUUUCAUUUUAUUACUUUGUGUGUUGAAAUCAUGAUGUUUUCCUAAAUAUUAUUUUCUUUUAGACUUAUUAUUGUCGAUGAGAAAACUUGAGACAUAAUAGGAAAGAAAAAUCUUGGUUUUUGUGUUUCUAAGAUAAUAAUUGUUCUUAUUUUAUUUUAAUACGCGAACAUAACUUAUAUAAAGACACAGUUUUUAUGAAUUUCACAAAUAUUUUACAACCUUGACUUAAGUAAAUAAAAUUUUGUUAUAAAUGGUAAUCUGACAGAAAAGAUUAAUACUUGACUCACUGAAUGUUCCAAUGAAAAAAAUAGCUCUUUGAUAUUAUUUUUCUAUUUCUAAUUUUAUGAAAAUACUAAUCAAAAUAUAUGAUUGUGUAACCACGAAACAGUCACACUCAUAAAUAAAAAUAUUUAUAAGCAAAUAAA
Melitaea cinxia (Glanville fritillary) is the source of this 2203-nucleotide messenger RNA. It is a transcript of the gene PRL-1, whose product is annotated as protein tyrosine phosphatase type IVA 3. Gene Ontology annotation, molecular function: protein tyrosine phosphatase activity. Bases 807 to 1322 code for a protein of 171 amino acids. Gene Ontology annotation, biological process: protein dephosphorylation. Lineage: Eukaryota; Metazoa; Arthropoda; Insecta; Lepidoptera; Nymphalidae. Gene Ontology annotation, cellular component: nucleus. The transcript has 6 exons. The record is from RefSeq and is a predicted model, not a curated record.